AUGUCGGCUGCGGAAGGCACCGAGUGCUACAUCAUCCGUCUUCCCUACGAAUUGCUUACCUGGAUGCUCAAUGAUGCCACCCGUGAAUUCAGAAACUCCGUGGAGAGACACCCUGUGCGCGAAACGGGCGCUCGCAAAACCGCCAGGGCAUUACCGCUGGUGUGCCGGCGUUUCAACGCCAUUGCGAUGCCCCUUCUUUACGAGUGUGUCGUGUUGAAUUAUGUCGAUUUUAUUGGCACCAGCGAACUCCGGCACCGUACCGAUGAUAUUGUUAAUGCGGUUUGGGAUGAUUAUAUACCUGUUCCUUAA
Messenger RNA from Penicillium riverlandense, 309 nucleotides. RefSeq lists its product as uncharacterized. The record is from RefSeq and is a predicted model, not a curated record. Lineage: Eukaryota; Fungi; Ascomycota; Eurotiomycetes; Eurotiales; Aspergillaceae. The transcript has a single exon. Bases 1 to 309 code for a protein of 102 amino acids.